AUGUUCCAGAGGUGGUCUCAGUGGGCUCUGCAGUGUCAGGGCUAUUCAGUUAAGUCGUUUGUGUUCACCGGGUUGCCUUUGACUGUAGGGCGGUUUUACGUCCUUGGCUUCUAUUAUGAAACCAAAUACAUUGUGCUCAGCUACCUGCGACUGCCCCCCGCCAGGUCCCAUGCACUGCUCAGCACUCAGGGAGAUUCCCAAAUGGAAAGACAGAGAACAGAUGAGAUGAAUGAACAAGUAGAGGAAGAGUUGAGAAAACUUGAAGAUGAGAUUGCUUUUUCCGCCUCUAGCUCAGGUUUCGACCGACACACAUCUUUAGUCUUCACUCCCACAAAUCCGGAGGGCUCUAUUGAAGACUGUCUUGCUGCUCUUGGAGAUGAAGUGGCUGUUGACCUGGAUCCAUAUCUUUCUUCUGCUGUGGACACACUCCUCAUGGGGCCACUGGACUAUGCAAGCUUCAGACAAACCAAUCUUGACCUUUCUCUGCAUACACAAGGAGGCUGGCAAAAGGUUUUAGUACCAUUAGUGCUUAUUCAAGCUUUACAAGCUAAGAACCAGGGUUUGUCAAGUUUGCUGCCACUUGCUGUGGAGUUCCUCAAGGAAAAUGAGGCUGAAUACAUCAUCCAGCAAGGGGGAUGGGGUAAGGUUUUUAGCCUUUUACCAGAGGAGGAGCGAGGUGUGGCCAUCGCAGAGGACAGUAACGACAUUUACAUCCUCUCAGGAGACCAACAUCAAGACCAGCUCAGCCCUCCGUCCUCUCUGGUGUGCACAGAGGGCAACAGCAGUGGACACAGCUCCUGGCAAACUGAAAGUCUUCCUGUGUCACUAGCUGCUCACGAGUCCUGGGCGCAAGUCGCUGCUAUGGACCCUGAAGAUGCCAAAAGCCUGGACAGUAAUGAAGGUGUAGCCUUAGCUGAAGAACGUAGUGAAAAUAACUCAUCAAAUUCGGACAUUGUUCAUGUGGACCGUGAGGAGGCUGAGCUUCUGGAGGCUGGUGAAGGGGGAGCUAUAGAGGAGAGCAUGAUUAGUGUCCUUGGCACAGAGAGUGAUUUAGCUGCACUCAGGGAAGAGUACAGGGAGCAGACGCCACCAAUUCCAACAUCAUACGAUUCUGCAGAACCAGCUUCACUGGUGUCGCUGGAAGAACCUGUAGUAAUCGAGACUGCACCAAGUAUAUCUUCUGAGCCUUCCCUCAUCUCCUUAGAGGAGCUACCUGUGGCUUCAGAGGCUGUGGCUUCCCCCAAAGAACUUCCACCUGUUUCUGCUUCACCAGAGUUUGAGUCUGUCCUAGUGUCCGAGGAGCCCACUGCGGAAGCCAAUGAACCUCUCAUUGAAAGUAUCCCAGCUCCAGAAGUGAAGGCUAGUUCUGAAGAACCUGUUGCAACAGAUCCAGAAUCUGCUGAAAGGCCUCCUGUGUCAGAGCUGGAGGAGCCCUUUUCCCCAUCUGUGCAUGUGACUGAAGACCUGGUCCAGCCCCCUGAUGCUCCUCCUCAGGGACCAUCUGCUGAGCACCCAGUGGACACUGAGCCCAAAUCUGAUUUCCCAGUCCUGCUUUAUGGGGGUGCUGCUUUGGCAGUCGUCACAGCAAUCAUGGCUUAUGGUUUAAUUUCAUACAGAAGAAAGUAG
Knipowitschia caucasica is the source of this 1626-nucleotide messenger RNA. The record is from the annotation of a GenBank genome assembly. NCBI's taxonomy places the organism in Eukaryota, Metazoa, Chordata, Actinopteri, Gobiiformes, Gobiidae.